AAACCACUCUAGAGUUAGACCUAGAAACUAUUAAUGUGAAAGUGAUACGUUACAAUUCAAAAGUGAACUAAUCCUUAUUCACUGAUCUUGUGAAAAAACUAUUUGAUAAACAUAGUGAAUCUAAAAGCUGAUGUUAGAUAGACUUAAAACACUUAUAUUAAAAACACAGGGGCGUAUUGUAAAUGAUAUAGGAGUACAUAAAAUAGUAGUAUUACGAACAGUAGAAUUGUAAAAGCUACAUCAAGAACGAUUUCAAUUUGAGUAACUACCGAACUUUUCUGGUGUGAUAAAGUUAAGGACAAGUUAGAUAACCAUGGCUGGAAUGGAUAUCUUUGCGUCUAGGAUGGCCGAAGGAAUUGUGGAAGAUGGAAAGUGUCAAUGGCUCAAAGGAUGGCAGAGGAGACUUUCGACAAUUCUCAAUAAUCCUAAUCUUCACAUUGCGGUCACCUGUCUUGCAAUUGCAGAUGCUACAUUCCUUGUAUGUCAACUAAUCAUUGAUCUCAUCAUAGUUAGAGAAAUGUUUCGAACGAAUGUUGACCAUACUAAAACGAUUUCAUUCACUCUAAACGACACUUACUACCCCGAUUUUGCUUGUUUUGGAGGAGAUCACUAUGACACUGGCAGUGUAGAAGACUUGGUCUCAUUUCUCAAUUAUGAUGACCAUAGCGAUGGAAACCACGGAAAUGGGCAUCACAGAAAGCGACGAGAUGAUGGAACUGAAGUACAGGAUAACAGACUUUUGUCGCCAAUAUUUGCGGCUAAUCGGAAUCUCCCCUUUGAGCUACAUCUUCAACAAUUCUGUGCUGGAAUAGCAAUACCAGCUCAAAAUGAUUCAGAAACACCAACAGACGUCCCAAUAAACAAGAUAAGAAGAUCUGCCAGACGUGCUGCGGACAAUGACAAUGAUGUAGAACACCCUUCUUUUGAAUAUAAUAACACUGAUAAGCAACGCAGUAAUCAUGAGACAGGGCAUGGUAAUGAAUUGUGCCCCAAUGUGACAACACACAAGAAAGAAAACCACUAUGUUUUAUUGCAAACUGUUUCGAAUAUAUUCGGUUUUGGAAGCCUUGUUCCCCUCACCAUAAUGGUUGUAGAGAAAAUGGUUAGAUUGUUUGCUUUUGGCAAAACAUUCUUCAAAAAUAAACUCCAGGUAUUCGACACUGUGGUUUUACUGCUGAUCUGGGUAUUAGACUCUGUUCUUCUUGAUGGCAUCUGGGCGCGGAGCAUGGUUGACAGUGCCCUGACCCUAAUCGUUAUUUUGCCUUGGAGAGUCAUUCGUAUCGUCAACUGUUUUGUAAUGACAUUUAAACAGAGAUACAAGAUUCGCAUUCGACUACUUGAGGAGAAGACCGACGUCGCUGAGAAGAACGCUGGGGAGUCCGUUUCUAAAAUGCUCACAAUCCAGAAAGAGAUUAAACUUCUUCAAGAUUUGGCAAAGAUACGCGGUGCUUCUCAGGAGGAUAUCACGAAAUGCAACGAAUCUGCAAAUGAUUCCUUGAGGCGAAAAAAGGGUAUGUACCUAAAGAGUCUGUCUGAGAUCACCUCUCUCCUGGGCUCAACAGUGGCUUCUCCACUAAAUACAGAGGUUUUGGAGGAUAAAAUAGAUGAAGAAGUGAAGCUUGAAGAUGGUGGUACAUCGGCCAAUGCGUACAGGUUUGUGUUACCGCAAAAAGGUGAAGGAGGAACCACAGUCAAAUCGGACGCUGGGGAAUCAUUUAAUGAAAUGUGUCAGCUAAUAGAACAUACAGCGGAAAUAUAAACGUAUUCCAAAAGUGCUACGUGGCCGUGCAAAGUAAAAAGGGAAUUUCCACAUAAAAUCCAUAUCUAGAACAACAGAAACAAAUCCAAACAAAUAUUAAUUGUUGGUUAAUUGUAUAUAUAGAUGUCUCUGUCAAUAAAUUGUUUGGGUCACAAGUUAUGGCCAUAUUUGUCGUAUAAAAUAUAAUUUUGUGCAUGGAUA
Molecule: messenger RNA, 1960 nt
Organism: Owenia fusiformis
Lineage: Eukaryota; Metazoa; Annelida; Polychaeta; Sabellida; Oweniidae
Source: the annotation of a GenBank genome assembly